Molecule: messenger RNA, 6829 nt
Organism: Fopius arisanus
Lineage: Eukaryota; Metazoa; Arthropoda; Insecta; Hymenoptera; Braconidae
Gene: Chc
Product: clathrin heavy chain
Exons: 5
Coding region: 673-5712 (1679 amino acids)
Biological process (GO): receptor-mediated endocytosis; intracellular protein transport
Cellular component (GO): clathrin coat of trans-Golgi network vesicle; clathrin complex; clathrin-coated endocytic vesicle
Molecular function (GO): clathrin light chain binding; structural molecule activity
Source: RefSeq, a predicted model, not a curated record
AAUGAAAUCCACGAAAAGGAAGCGUCGUGGUAAUUCCAUUCACUAGGAUUCACCCACCGAUUCCUCUCCCCUGCACCCCAUGGAGAAACUAGAAUAAAGAGGGGAGCAGCACUACUUCGAAUUGAGUCCCUCUCUAUCACCGAGUACCCAGAGGCCCCAGUUGGUGGGUCUUGAUGGGUAUUGGUAUCUAGUAGUAUCUGUCGGUAUUCUUGCGCUUGUGCUGAAAAGCUCGUGCGUCCUCUUCACCGCGUCCCCCAUUAAAAAUCAAUAACCCAUCAUUGAUAUCUGAAUGACAAGUGGUCGGGCCGCAGUUGAUCGCCCCCUCGUCACCAGAAGCCACGAAAAAUCAAAAAUCCUUAACCAAGUGGAACUACUUUCUUCCAUAAAAAGGGGGGCGUGCACAAUUGUCGGCCAUGAUAGGUGUCAGUGGCAAGCAGUGACGGCAUUCGUUGCUCUUUGCGUCAGUCGGUUUUCUGAAGCUGAUGACUGAAUUAAAGCACCACUGUAUCAUCGUCAUCCCUAAAAAAGUUGAAAACAAAUCAUUCAAUCUGCGCCAACGGUAGCUAGUGGAUAAUACCCGGAAUUCCCGUAUAUCAGUUGAAUAAUCCAUACUAACAACACCCCAAGGAAAAUAAUCGAGCCAAAGGGAGAUUGAUCAAAAGCACCGUUAAAAUGACGCAGCUACUCCCCAUAAGGUUUCAGGAGCAUCUCCAGCUUACAGCUGUCGGCAUUAACGCCAACAAUGUCAGCUUCAAUACCCUCACAAUGGAGUCAGACAAAUUUAUCUGUGUACGUGAAAAAGUUGGGGACACGUCGCAGGUUGUUAUUAUUGACAUGAACGACUCGGCGAAUCCAAUAAGAAGGCCGAUAUCCGCUGAUUCGGCAAUAAUGAAUCCAGCGAGCAAAGUAAUAGCACUGAAGGCGCAGAAGACACUCCAGAUAUUCAACAUCGAGAUGAAAUCGAAAAUGAAGGCCCACACGAUGACUGAGGAGGUUGUCUUCUGGAAGUGGAUAUCGCCGAAUACAUUGGCACUUGUGACAGAGCAGUCAGUUUAUCACUGGUCCAUGGAGGGUGAUUCAACGCCACAGAAGAUGUUUGAUAGGCAUGCCUCGUUGAAUGGCUGUCAGAUAAUCAAUUAUCGUACAGAUCCAAAGCAAACGUGGCUGCUGUUGAUCGGUAUAUCGGCCCAGCACAAUCGAGUUGUUGGGGCAAUGCAUCUCUACUCGGUGGAACGAAAGUGCUCACAACCCAUUGAGGGACACGCUGCAUCCUUCGCUCAAUUUAAGAUGGAGGGCAAUGCUGAGCCCAGCAAUCUCUUUUGCUUUGCUGUGAGAACAGUUCAGGGGGCCAAACUGCAUAUUAUCGAGGUGGGACAGCCACCAGCUGGCAAUACAGCUUUUCCCAAGAAGGCUGUUGAUGUUUUCUUUCCACCUGAGGCUGGCAGUGAUUUUCCAGUUGCCAUGCAGGUCAGCUCCAAGUACGAUGUCAUCUACCUCAUCACCAAGUACGGAUACAUUCACAUGUACGAUAUUGAGUCUGCCACGUGUAUAUUCAUGAAUCGUAUAUCGGGGGAGACUAUCUUUGUUACUGCACCUCAUGAGGCUUCUGGGGGUAUCAUCGGUGUCAAUCGCAAGGGCCAAGUUUUGUCUGUAUCGGUCGAGGAGGAGAAUAUCAUACCUUAUAUCAAUGGCGUACUUCAGAAUCCAGAGUUGGCACUUAGGAUGGCCGUUAGGAAUAAUUUGUCUGGCGCUGAGGAUCUUUUUGUCAGGAAAUUUAAUAUGCUUUUCCAGAAUGGACAGUAUGCCGAGGCCGCUAAGGUCGCUGCUAAUGCGCCUAAGGGGAUUUUGCGAACACCAGCGACUAUUCAACGAUUCCAGCAGGUACCUGCUACUCAAGGUCAAACAUCUCCCCUUCUCCAGUACUUUGGAAUUUUGUUGGAUCAGGGCCAGCUGAACAAAUACGAGUCCCUGGAGCUGUGUCGUCCAGUGCUUGUCCAAGGUCGUAAACAACUCCUCGAGAAAUGGUUAAAGGAGGAUAAACUCGAGUGCAGCGAGGAGCUGGGAGACCUAGUGAAACAGGCAGAUCCAACCCUCGCCCUGAGUGUCUACCUGCGUGCAAAUGUUCCCAACAAAGUGAUCCAGUGUUUCGCUGAGACUGGACAAUUCCAGAAAAUUGUACUCUACGCCAAGAAGGUGUCUUACACUCCUGACUACAUAUUUCUAUUGAGAAAUGUCAUGAGAAUAAAUCCAGAUCAAGGUGUUGCUUUUGCUCAAAUGCUGGUGCAGGACGACGAGCCCCUGGCUGACAUAAAUCAAAUUGUCGACAUCUUCAUGGAGCAGAAUAUGGUGCAGCAGUGCACAGCUUUUCUCCUUGAUGCACUUAAGAACAAUCGUCCCAGUGAGGGAGCCCUGCAGACUCGUCUCCUCGAGAUGAAUCUCAUGUCUGCACCUCAAGUUGCUGAUGCCAUUCUUGGCAAUCAAAUGUUCACUCAUUAUGAUCGUGCACACGUGGCACAACUAUGUGAAAAAGCAGGACUACUUCAACGUGCACUGGAGCAUUACACCGAUUUGUACGACAUCAAACGUGCAGUUGUACAUACUCAUUUACUCUCUGGUGACUGGCUUGUUGGUUUCUUCGGCACACUCUCUGUCGAGGACUCCCUCGAGUGCCUGAAGGCCAUGCUCACCGCUAACAUUCGACAGAAUCUGCAGAUCUGCGUUCAAAUAGCAACAAAAUACCACGAACAACUCACCACAAAAGCACUUAUCGAUCUUUUCGAGGGCUUCAAAUCGUACGAGGGGCUGUUUUACUUCCUCGGAUCCAUUGUUAACUACAGUCAGGACCAAGAAGUGCACUUCAAGUACAUUCAGGCGGCAUGCAAGAUUGGACAGAUCAAAGAGGUCGAGCGUAUCUGUCGGGAGAGCCACUGUUACAAUGCUGAGAGGGUCAAGAACUUCUUGAAAGAGGCCAAACUGUCCGAUCAACUGCCUCUCAUCAUCGUUUGCGAUCGCUUUGAUUUUGUUCAUGAUCUUGUUCUCUAUUUAUACCGGAAUAAUUUGCAGAAGUACAUCGAGAUUUACGUACAGAAGGUGAAUCCAUCACGUCUGCCAGUAGUGGUGGGAGGUCUCCUGGACGUCGACUGUUCAGAGGACAUAAUAAAAAACCUAAUCCUCGUUGUUCGAGGUCAAUUCUCCACUGACGAGCUGGUCGAAGAAGUGGAGAAACGCAAUCGCCUGAAGCUCCUUCUCCCCUGGCUGGAGUCACGUGUCCACGAGGGCUGCAUCGAGCCAGCGACGCACAAUGCCCUUGCCAAAAUCUACAUCGACAGUAACAACAAUCCCGAGAGAUUUCUCAAGGAGAAUCAAUUCUACGACAGUCGAGUCGUUGGAAAAUACUGUGAAAAACGUGAUCCACAUUUGGCGUGCAUUGCUUACGAGCGUGGCCAGUGUGAUCGUGAAUUGAUAGCUGUUUGCAAUGAGAACAGUUUAUUCAAGAGUGAAGCUAGAUAUCUGGUGAGACGCCGAGAUCCUGAUUUAUGGGCUGAGGUCCUCCUCGAGAGCAAUCCUUACAAACGCCCUCUCAUUGAUCAAGUGGUGCAGACAGCUUUGUCCGAGACCCAAGAUCCAGAGGACAUUUCGGUGACAGUCAAGGCCUUCAUGACAGCCGAUCUGCCCAAUGAGCUCAUCGAGCUCCUUGAAAAAAUAGUCCUCGACAGUUCUGUCUUUAGUGAUCAUCGUAAUCUUCAAAAUCUUCUGAUUCUAACAGCCAUCAAGGCUGAUCGCACUCGAGUUAUGGAGUACAUAAAUCGUUUGGACAACUAUGACGCCCCAGACAUUGCUAACAUUGCCAUCAAUAACGAGCUGUAUGAGGAGGCCUUUGCAAUCUUCAAGAAAUUCGACGUUAAUACUUCGGCCAUUCAGGUGCUAAUUGAGCAGGUGGCGAAUCUCGACAGAGCUUAUGAGUUCGCUGAGAGAUGUAAUGAGCCAGCGGUUUGGUCCCAGUUGGCCAGAGCUCAGUUGCAGAAAGGCCUCGUCAAGGAGGCCAUCGACAGCUUCAUCAAGGCUGACGAUCCCUCAGCGUACAUGGACGUUGUCGAGACAGCACAUCGUACCUCCCACUGGGAGGAUCUCGUACGCUACCUUCAAAUGGCAAGAAAGAAGGCACGUGAGUCCUUCAUCGAGAGUGAACUCAUCUAUGCUUAUGCACGCACCAACAGGCUCGCUGAUCUCGAAGAAUUCAUCUCUGGACCAAAUCAUGCGGACAUCCAGAAAAUUGGGGACAGGUGUUUCGAUGACAAGAUGUACGAUGCUGCCAAACUUCUUUAUAACAAUGUCUCAAAUUUUGCAAGGCUUGCGAUAACUCUGGUGCACCUCAAGGAGUUCCAGGGAGCUGUUGACUCGGCCAGAAAGGCCAACUCCACCAGAACCUGGAAGGAGGUGUGCUUCGCUUGUGUGGACAGUGGAGAAUUUCGUCUUGCCCAAAUGUGUGGCCUUCACAUCGUUGUGCAUGCUGAUGAGCUCGAGGACCUGAUCAAUUAUUACCAGGAUCGUGGACACUUCGAGGAGCUGAUUAAUUUGCUGGAGGCUGCUCUGGGUCUGGAGCGCGCCCACAUGGGAAUGUUCACAGAGCUGGCUAUUUUGUACAGCAAGUACAAGCCCCAGAGAAUGCGUGAGCAUCUCGAGCUCUUCUGGUCACGUGUCAAUAUACCCAAAGUGUUGAGAGCUGCUGAGUCGGCUCAUCUGUGGGCUGAACUUGUGUUCCUUUACGAUAAGUACGAGGAAUAUGAUAACGCGGUUUUGGCAAUGAUGCAGCAUCCCACUGAGGCGUGGAGGGAGGGACACUUCAAGGAUGUUAUCACUAAAGUCGCUAAUGUCGAGCUGUACUACAAAGCCAUUCAGUUUUAUCUGGAAUAUAAGCCUCUGCUGCUGAAUGAUAUUUUGCUGGUUCUGUCACCCAGAAUGGACCACACGAGGUCAGUGGCUUAUUUCACGAGAACUGGGCAUCUACAACUUGUCAAGCCCUAUCUCAGAUCUGUACAGGCGUUGAAUAAUAAGGCUAUUAAUGAGGCAUUGAAUGGAUUACUCAUUGAUGAAGAGGAUUACCAGGGACUAAGAACGUCAAUCGAUGCUUUUGACAACUUUGAUAAUAUUGCUCUUGCUCAACAACUCGAGAAACACGAGCUCAUUGAGUUCAGGAGAAUCGCAGCUUAUUUGUACAAAGGGAACAACAGGUGGAAGCAGAGUGUUGAGCUUUGUAAGAAGGAUCGAUUGUUCCGCGAUGCUAUGGAGUAUGCUGCGGAGUCGAGAAAUGCCGAGGUCGCUGAGGAAUUACUUGGGUGGUUCUUAGAGAGGGACUCUAAGGAUUGCUUUGCUGCUUGUUUGUUUUACUGUUACGAUUUACUACAUCCAGAUGUUAUACUGGAGCUCGCAUGGAGACAUCGCAUUCUACACUUUGCUAUGCCCUAUCUCAUUCAAGUUAUGAGGGAAUACAUCACGAAGGUUGACAAGUUGGAAGAGGCCGAGAGCAGACGUGUAGAGGAAACCGAUCACCAGGAGCACAAGCCAAUGAUAAUGCCUGAGCCUCAGCUAAUGUUAACCGCUGGACCGGGUAUGAUGGCACCUGGUUAUGCACCACAAGCAGUAUACGGUAAUCCAGCAGCGCCCGGUGUCUAUGCGCCACCAGCAGCCGCUUAUCAGGGCUAUGGUAUGUGAGACGGCGCACUCGAAGAUACAUUUCAUAGCGCUGAUCACCAAUAUCCUCUUUUCUCAAGGUUUCAAUAGAACAUUCGAUUACGCCGUUUAGUUGACUAUUUUUUUUCGUAGUAAUCUAAUCGACCUGAACUGCAGUAACUGAUUAAAAUAAUAAUAAUAAAAAAGGAGACCUUCAUGGAGAGCCGGAUUAUCCAAAUAUCCAGAGAUUCUAUUGUGAACUGUUAUUGGAUUAUUUUUAUGAGAAACUUGACACAAAAUUAUGGAAAUAGCUGUCGCCCAUCGACUCGCUCUGCCUCCCACUCACCUCCCACCUCCCAUUGAUUCUCAUGUCGGUUGCCUCUGGGAGAAUUAAUUGUUUGUUUGUAAUUAUAAUUUUGUCAAUACCAAUAAUCACAGCAGUGAAAAGUCAUUAACAGAAAUCAAUUGAACUGAGGAAUGUGUGUCGUGCUUGCGCAUUAGUCGAGUUGUUUCAUUCCGACGAGACGUUUUUAGAGCGUGCGACUUUUAUUUUCCCCGGCUACUGUACGAAUCUUUGUUUGUUGAUAUGUGUAUAUUUAUCGAUGAGUCGAAAAAUCGAGUGAAGAAGAAUAAAAACACGAGAAUGAUAACUAAACAGAAAAUUGGAUAUAACUGGGAAUUAUGUUGUGGCAUUGCCUGUGUUAGAAUUAUUGUGUUUUCCGAAUCUGCUAGCGAGUGAAUUUUUUUGUUUUGCAAUGAGUGGCGAAAGGUGAGGUAAAAUGGACACUGAUUAUUUUUUGUAACCAUCGAUAGCUCGGUAAUAACUUGAUCAAUUGAGCUCGGAGAUUUUUAUGUUUAGAAAAAAAUGUAGUGUCUACUUUUCCUCUCGCAACCAUGAUUUCCUUGGACUCAAAAUUAGUGGUGAAAUAUUGCACGAUUUAUUGUGGUUAAUUGAGGACACGAUUAUGAAUUAUAGUAUUGUUAUCGGCUCAUUAGUGUUACAAAUGACGCUGAGAUAAAAAAUUGGCCUGCGUCCGGCAAAAUGAUGUUUUAUACUCCUUGUGAACUUCUGACCCAAAGCCCCAGCGAGUCUAUUAAUUUUUCCCAUUGUGUAAUCUACUUAUAAAUAAAGUAAUUAUUUAGUUGUGGUUUAUGGAAA